Centruroides sculpturatus (bark scorpion) is the source of this 2892-nucleotide messenger RNA. RefSeq names its product putative helicase mov-10-B.1. Gene Ontology annotation, molecular function: RNA binding; 5'-3' RNA helicase activity. Lineage: Eukaryota; Metazoa; Arthropoda; Arachnida; Scorpiones; Buthidae. The coding region runs from base 349 to 2493 and encodes 714 amino acids. The record is from RefSeq and is a predicted model, not a curated record. The transcript is spliced from 16 exons.
CUAGAUCCGUCCUUGCGUACGUUGUCGCUAGACGUUAUUUUAUUCACACCAAAUAACAUUUCUGCCUAUUGUUUAGUGUUACAGAUAGGUCCAGUAAUCCUAUUAUAACUUUCAGUUUGCUCAAAAAUUUUGGCCAGGAUUCGCCCCUGAUCAAAUAGCUGUCCCUCCAAUGUGUUUAUGCGAAGAGGAAAUGAAUAGAAGAGAAAGAUGAGGAAAUGAUUGAAGCACCCUUAAGAAAUAUGAUUCAAAAUUCCAAACAGCUUCGAGAGAUCAAGUCCAAGAAACGAAGCAAGAAGAGGAGGAGGAGGAAAUCUUUAUUUGAAACAAUACAUGCCUUGAGAAGCAGUAAUGUUGUCUGCCACACACAUAAUCAAAGGAGUUCCUCCAAAAACAGAAGAUGUGUUUAAUUGUUUAGAAAAGUAUGUAGUUUUAGAAAAAUAUUCCAUACCUAACAAAUUAAGAAAGAUUGUUAUCAAUAAUAUAAAGAAGUGGAAUUCGAUUACGGAAGGAGAGGCAGUUUUGGUGGAUUGUAUUAGGAAAAUCAUGAAUUAUGGCAUCCACCCCAACUCAUAUAGUAUGUACUUUGAUUUUUUAUUAUACUGUGAAGAAAUUCAAUUAGAAGAGGAUAUUAAAAAGUACAGUAUGGCCAAUUCAACUAUGACAUACCUUCAAGAAGAUGAAGUAUUUUUACUUGAGGUGCCUGGUUUAAUGGAAAAUAAACCUUCUAUUCUGAAAGGAGAUUCUAUAUAUGUAAGAUUAAAUAAUAAUUCCCAGAACCCAAUUACUGAGUAUGAAGGACGUGUUCAUAAAAUAAAUCAGAAUUCAUUGGUAUUAGGAUUUUCAAAGGAAUUAUUUGAAACAUUUAUGGAUGGAAUGAGAUUUGAUAUCAGAUUUUCAUUUAAUAACAAUAAUUUUAAAUUGAUGCAUCGUGCAUUGAAAAUAUAUAAUCAAGUCGAUAUUAUUCCAUUAUUAUUUCCAACUUCAGAAACUUCUGCUAAGCAUCAGUUGCAAUCUGUGAAAAAAUUUGUCUUUUUUAAUAAAGACAUAGAAAGUAAUCCCGAACAAGCAACUGCAGUAGAACAGAUUGUUCUUGGAAGUUCGUAUCCUGCUCCAUAUUUGCUCUUUGGCCCUCCUGGAACUGGAAAAACAGUUACACUUGUAGAAGCCAUUAAACAGUUAUGGAAACUGGAUGAUGAUACAAAGAUUCUAGUCUGUGCACCUUCAAAUAGUGCAGCCGAUCUGAUUACAGAAAGGAUAAUAAAACAUGUUCCACUGCGCCAAGUUUUUCGGAUGUAUGCAUUCUCACGAUCUUUGAAGUUUAUUCCUGAGAAAAUUAAAAAAUGUAGUAACGUUCAUUCUUCAUCUCGGAUGAUUUUUUAUCCUUCCCGUAUACUUUUAAUGCAAUAUCGUAUUAUAGUGACUACACUUGUCACAGCAGGAAGAAUAGUAUCUGCUGCUUUUCCCUGCAAUCAUUUCACUCACAUAUUUAUCGACGAAGCUGGAAAUUCUUAUGAACCGGAAACGAUUAUUCCAAUAUCCGGUUUAUUACAGAGUUCAAUUGAUAAUCCUAAAGGCGGUCAUCUGAUUCUUGCAGGAGAUCCAAAACAGUUAGGUCCUAUUGUGAGAUCAAAAUUAGCCACUAAAUAUGGUUUGGGUUUGUCACUUUUGGAACGCCUGAUGAAUAUAGAACAAGUGUAUGGACGUAAAGAAAAUGUGUACAACAAACAAGUACUUACAAAAUUAUUAAAAAAUUAUCGAAGUCAUCCAUCCAUAUUGAAACUUCCAAAUGAGUUGUUUUACGACAACGAAUUGCAGGCAUGUGCAGACAAAACUGUGUGCGAUUUAUUCUGCAAUUGGACGUAUUUACCAUCAAAAGGUUUCCCAAUUAUAUUUCAUGGUGUCAUCAGUCAAGAUAAGAGAGAGCCAAACAGUCCGUCGUAUUUUAAUCCCGAAGAAAUUUCAGUUGUUAUGGAUUACAUUGAAAAGUUACUCGAGUCUACAGGAGAUCUUAAUUUGUCUCCAAAAGAUAUAGGAAUUAUAUCACCUUAUAGGAAACAGGUUGAUAAAAUAAGAAACGAAUUGAAAUUAACUAAAAACUGCAAUGACAUUUCUGUUGGAUCCGUGGAAGAAUUUCAAGGGCAAGAAAGGAAAGUAAUCAUUAUUUCGACUGUCCGCAGCAAUACUGAUCUUCUCGCCAUAGAUGAUAAAUUUAAACUUGGAUUUCUGAGAGAACCUAAAAGAUUUAAUGUAGCAGUAACAAGAGCAAAAGCAUUAUUAAUAAUAGUCGGUAACCCUUUCAUCUUAUCAAAAGAUAAGAAUUGGAACAGGCUAUUGGAAUAUUGUUGUGACAAUAAAAGCUAUUGUGGUGUCCCUUAUGUCUGCAAUACCAACAAUGAAAUUGGUGAUCUUAAGGAAAGGAUGUCAUACUUUGGAAUUGUUGAAGUGGAGAAAAGUGAAGAGGAAGAAAUUAAUGAGGAAGAAGAAGAAAAAUAAAUAUUAAUAAAGAAUCUUUACAAGAUGCAAAAUAGAAAAAUGAUUUGUAAUAUUUUUGUAAUAUGUGUACAUAUUUGAAUAUAUAUUGUUGGUUUACUCCACUACCUCACUGUUGAGAUGUAUUGAUCUUUUUUAAUUUUUUACUGGUGCAAAUCUUGUAUACUUUUUAUACCGUAUAUACUCGUUUUUAUACAAAUAUAUUUAAAAAAAAAUUUAUUAAUUAAAAAUUUCGUAUUGUCUUAUCACAGGAGUGGGAAUACAAUUUGCAAAUCAGAUAUUGAUGAUUUUUUGUCACGACUGUCGCCAUGUUGUCGCUGAGGAUUACUACAGUCACCCCAAAAAACUUAUGUUUUAGCCCAUUUCUUUAUUCGUCAGUAUAGACUUUAAGUAUGGAGGCGG